Molecule: messenger RNA, 408 nt
Organism: Funneliformis geosporum
Lineage: Eukaryota; Fungi; Glomeromycota; Glomeromycetes; Glomerales; Glomeraceae
Source: the annotation of a GenBank genome assembly
AUGUUUCAAAAUCAUUAUACUUCCUUCAACUAUCGCCAAACUUAUGUAAGAAAUCAUUAUAAUCCCUUUAACAAUAUACAAUCCCAUCAUAUAUCGAAUGAAAGAGGUAAUGAAAUAAAUGAAGAACUAUAUACACAUGAGGAUAACAUUAUUAUUGAUAUAGAACUUGAUCAUGAAGAAAACGAUAAUACUGAAAAUGAAGAAAUCAUUAACGAAGAAUCAUCUGAUGAGAAUUCCAGUAAACUUUCUAGCAAAGAAGAAUCUGAUAAAGAAUCCAGCGAGAAGUCUGACGAAGAACUUGAUGGAGAGUCUGAUGAUGAAUAUUUUAGCAAAGAAUAUUUUAGCGAAGAGUCUGAUGAAGAACUUGAUAAAGAUGAAAAAAUUGUUGACAAGUCCUUAAAAAAAUGA